AUUAGAAAAGAUUUCUAAUUAAAAUUCAAUAAUUAACCCGAAAUUUUAAAUCUAAUGGAAAAAUGAAAGAAAAAAAUUACAAAAUUGGAAAGCUAUGAAUACGGAAUACCUGGAGGCUGGAGGGUCGGAUCCGGGCGGCGUCUGGACUCUGGCGGCGGCGGCGUCUCUCUACCGGCAGUUUUCUGAUUUGGCGAAUUUGUUCAGUCGGCCUCUCUACCUGCGUUAUUUUUUCUUCUUUGUGUACGGGUUCUUAUCUUUCAUUGUCUUCAAGCCUUCAAGAAGGUUCCCUCAAACGUCGCUCAGUAACUACAAAAGGAUAUCAUUAUAUACAUGGAGUGUUAUAAGAAGAUCCACAAAGUUUUCGAGAGCUGUAUAGAAUGUAUCCUGAUGUGUUUCUUAAGCUAUGUACCGUUAUCAGAGAAGGAUUGCAUUGGUGCCAUAGAUGGCACUCAUAUUCCUGCAAUGGUCAACGGUCGUCAAGAUCUUCACAUGAUUCAAAAAUGCUAAAUGAUGCAUUAUGUAGAAGAAAUGGACUCAAAGUACCUAAAGGUAGGAAAAUAUUUUUUUCGUUGACUAUGGAUUUGCGAAUCGACAAUAAUUUUUAGCACCAUUGUGAGGUAUUCGGUAUCAUCUCAAAGAUUUUGGAGGUCAAGGCUGUCACCCCCGAAAUGCAAAUGAGUUGUUCAAUCUUCGUCAUGCAUCGUUGAGAAAUGUUUUUGAGAAGAUAUUUGGACUACACAACUUCUUUGUAAAGAGUGUCAUCCUGAUGAAUUUCCUCCUGAACAAGAACUUGAGUCAUCUUCUUCAUCAUAUCUUGACAUGGAGGAAGAAAAUUCUGAAAUACUU
This is a messenger RNA of Cuscuta campestris, 846 nucleotides long. The record is from the annotation of a GenBank genome assembly. NCBI's taxonomy places the organism in Eukaryota, Viridiplantae, Streptophyta, Magnoliopsida, Solanales, Convolvulaceae.